UUUAUUCUUUCUCGAUCCAUUAUGCCGAAGGGAGCGGAGCCAAAAUACACGAACAGGACUCCAACAACCACUCCCUCCAAACCAGACUUGCGAAAGGCUCUUAUCGCACCUUCAGCCUCGGGGGAGAAAAAAUCCCGAAAGCGAAAAGGGAAAUGAGAUCAUUGCACAACUGGGCUUGGUCUCGGCUGCCCAGCGAUAUCGGCAAUCCGGUGCCGUAGCUCCGGCUUCCUCCUUUCCGCAAGGCGGCCAUGGAGUGCCGGGCUGUGCUGCUAUUAUACGCCUGCUUAGCGUUGCAGUUGACGGGGCCACAAGCGAGGAAGGACCGCGGGGAAGAAGAGGCUGGGAGCGUGGAUUUCCUGAGCCGGCUGCAAUACGAGGGUUUGCAGGAGCGGCUGGGGGCCGUGCGGGACGCUUCCCGUCGCUACUGGGACUCGCUCGCCUGCCAGAUGUGGCAGGAAGGCUGCGAGGAAGAGGAGGAACGGAGGACGCAGGGCGAGGAAGGCAGCGGAGGGAUCCUGGGGCAGCACGAUUGGAAGUUACCUAUGAUGACUGAAUUAGUCUCUACCUGGUACUGUGGCUUUGGCAGGUGCUGUCCAACAGGAGACUGCAGAGUGGUCAACAAUAUCACAGGCUUGGAACUGGUUCUGAGCAAACGACUCCAUGGCCAGCAUUUGGCCAAAAUAAUCGUCCUGAAAGCCGUUCAGGAUUUCUUGGAAACACCACAGCCAAAGAAAGCCCUGACUCUUUCUUUUCAUGGCUGGUCUGGUACUGGCAAGAACUUUGUAGCCCGUUUAAUGGCAGAGCAUCUUUAUCGAGAUGGCCUAAAAAGUGACUGUGUUAAAAUUUUCAUCUCAGUACUUCAUUUCCCUCAUCUCGAUUACAUGGACCUUUACAAGGUCGAUCUAACAAAACAAAUCACUGAGACCGUUAAACUCUGUGAACAAUCCUUGUUCAUCUUUGAUGAAGCGGAGAAGCUUCACCCUGAUCUCCUCAAAGCCCUCGAACCAUAUGUGGGUCACAAUGGCAAUGCUGACGAAGUUGAUUAUCGGCGGUCCAUCUUCUUAUUCUUAAGUAACACUGGUGGAAACAUCAUCAAUAAGGUGGCCCUGGAUUUCUGGCAAGCUGGUCAAGCUAGGGAAGAGAUCACCAUGGAAUAUUUAGAACAAUUCCUGCGGAGAGAGCUGCUGGAUGCCCCAGAUGCCCACAAUUUCCUUCUUCAGGAGAAUCUCAUAGACUUUCUGGUACCUUUCCUGCCUUUGGAAUAUCGCCAUGUGAAGCUCUGUGCUCGGGACGCUUUUCUUGCUCGAGAUCUACCGUUCACGGAAGAGACGCUAGAUGAAGUUGCAAGGACACUAUUUGCUCCAAAAGGGAAGACAUUGUUUUCUGCUCAAGGUUGCAAAUCAGUAUCUCAGCGUAUAAACUAGUUUCUUCUUUGACAGGGGAAGGUGAAGAUGAUUUGAGUUUGUUCUCUUUUUAUCUUAUACCAGGGACACAUAUUUUAUUUAUUACACUAACUAGUGUAAUAUUAACUACAUUCCCUAUAUUAUUGGGGUUGCCCAGCUAAAAAAAGGUAAGAAAACUCCAUUAUGGAUAUGGAAUCUACAUGAAUGGUAUUACUGAAAUAGUAAUAUAUCCAGAAUAUUUUUCUAAUACGGGUUACAAAUGAUGCCUUUGGAUCACAUAUUAUUUAUCCAUUACAUUGAGUGUGUUUUUAGACAGCCUGGGGAGGAGACCCCCAUUCUACAAGAUGUGAGACUGACUUAAUUUUAUUUCCAGGUCUUAGGUAGUUGACAAUGAUUUGAAUCAAGCAAUUUCCUAGCCUGCAUUCUUGGUUGUGUGGCUGGGUGAGGAGCUAUCGUAUUUCCUUAUAAUGCAAUCUACCUCUUCUUCCACAAUCCUGGUGUCGAAUUAAGGUAUGAAGGAAAGAUUUCGUCCCUUAUUAGAGGCUUGGUGUCAAUCGUUGUUUUAUUUAUAUAUAUACAUAUACAUAUAUAUAUGUGUGUGUGUGUGUGUGUGUGUUUUAUUUGUGCUGA
Messenger RNA from Thamnophis elegans (Western terrestrial garter snake), 2033 nucleotides. RefSeq names its product torsin family 3 member A (gene TOR3A). The transcript has 6 exons. Gene Ontology annotation, cellular component: nuclear envelope; endoplasmic reticulum lumen. Lineage: Eukaryota; Metazoa; Chordata; Lepidosauria; Squamata; Natricidae. Gene Ontology annotation, molecular function: ATP binding; ATP hydrolysis activity. The coding region runs from base 249 to 1424 and encodes 391 amino acids. The record is from RefSeq and is a predicted model, not a curated record.